Molecule: messenger RNA, 5790 nt
Organism: Belonocnema kinseyi
Lineage: Eukaryota; Metazoa; Arthropoda; Insecta; Hymenoptera; Cynipidae
Product: atrial natriuretic peptide-converting enzyme-like
Exons: 18
Coding region: 430-3933 (1167 amino acids)
Biological process (GO): proteolysis
Cellular component (GO): membrane
Molecular function (GO): protein binding; serine-type endopeptidase activity
Source: RefSeq, a predicted model, not a curated record
AUGUAGCUCCACGUGUACUUUGGCAUAAAACCAUCCUUUGCCAUCUUGUCCCGACACCUGGAGAAUAAUUUGCCUUCCGCAUUGCUAAAAUAUAUUGCCAUCCAUUUCAAAAAAUUUUUUGUUUGCCGUCUAUUUUAAACAUCAAAAGAAAUCUAAUGAAAAAGAAAAUUAUGAUAAUCGUAGAUAUACCCAUUUCAAACUAAAAAGUUAUUGUUUUUGUAAAUCAGUGAGGUGCCGGAUCGAGCGUUCGAAUCCUGAGCGCGUCGCGUGAUUAUGGUAAAGUUUAAAAUGAAGUUUAACCAUCCAAUUUCAUCCACUGAGAUUUUGCUUGGAUCAAAGUACAACUUUAUUUUAGCAAUACGUGGAUUCCUACGAUCUCGUUAAGGCACUAAACAAUCCAGGAAAUUUCUACCAGCAAAUUGGAACAAGAUGUCGGGAGUGGAUACACGUGGCACUGACAAAAGCCCCACUGGGCAGCCUAGGCAGAUCAGAACGCACAGCGUUGGAUUACCAACUCGGACAUCUCUACUUGCGGAACCACCACCUAACGGAAAUGACGGAGCACCACCAAUUCCUCGCCGGCAUUCCGCUACCCCCACGGUAGCGCCUCCACCGAUACCCCUGAGGCCCCCCGCGAUUCCAAAGAGGAGAAAAAAUGAGCGACCACUUCUCCCUGCUCAAAAAAUCAUCAGCCGACAAGAGGACAAAAAAAACUCGAGUCAGUGCAACGACUCAAAGUCUGCGACACUAUUGGAACCACUGAUGAUGCAGCCCUGGUAUAAUCUUGGGACGGAAAGUGGAAAGCUGAUCAACAUCGAGACGCCAAAGAUUGAUCGUGUCCGCUCGAGGAAUUCUUCGAGAUUGGAACAGAGGAACUUCGUUGUGGAUUUCGAUAAGGUCGAUUUCAGCAAGGCCCUUAAGGACCGUUCGAGCUUCGAGGAACUUCAGCAGGCUUCGAGGGAUCUUGAGAAGAUCGUGAGGAACACAGAGUCGAACAUCGGGGAACUUCGAGGAGUUUCAGUUGAUAAACGCCAGGAACAAAGUUUGUCAAUGCAAAAGGGCAGAGCGCAGAAAGAGGGGUUGAAGUUUGUAGAUGGGAAUGAGGCACUGAAGGAAGAAGGUUUCUCGCAAGAUAAGGUCUUCCAGGGUGGAGAAAUAAAUUUCGAGAACAUUUCUUCCAUUGGCAGAAGUCGUCAAGAGAUGGAGAAACAUUCUAAGUUCGAGGAACUUGAAGCUGCCUCCCGAAACCUGGAAAAACACCUUCUAGAAAGAUCGAAUGCUUAUCAAGUAGGGGAUCUGACAGUGGAUGAUUCUCAUAGGAUUCGAGGAAUUGAAAGACACUUCCAGGAGAAGCCUUCGAAGCUCGAGGAACUACAGAAGGCUUCUCAUGAGCUAGAAAGGAGACUUCAAGAAAGGACUAUCACUGCAAUUGAGAAAUCAUGGAGGGUAAAGUACGAAGCUGAAAUGGAGAAGGCUCGAAACAUGAUGCAGAACAAUUUGAGAAAAGAGAAGAACACUAAUGAGAGACUAGAGAAGUUACCUAAGGCUACUCAGACCAAUCUACCACCACCUCUUAGUUCUAUUUGUCAGAGUUCGGUUCCGAAGCCCAUCAGCAUCCGACAAGAUAGCAAUGUAUCUUCAGACAGUUUUAGUCAGACCAGCUCUCCAAGUUACACCAGCAAAACUAUGGAAGCACCAUUGCUACCACAUAAACAAACAAAUGGAAAAGUUCCAGGCAGAGCAUUGGCACCCGAAUCAGAAAAUCCUCCAGGAAGCCCAAUCACGAAAUCCAUGAGCACUCCAGCUAGUUUGCAAACCAUCGUCAGAUUUCAUACUGGCAGUAAUAUGUCAUUACACCACAGGAUCAUUAGAGAUAUAAGAAGACCCAGUAGCCACUAUGUGACUUCGGGAAGACUUCGGUUCAGGUUUGCUCAAGUUCUUGCGAACGCCCUGGCAUUAAUGAUCAUUGCUGGAGGCUUAGCAGCUUAUUUCAAAAGUUAUCCUGGAAAUAGAACAAGUAACAUAUAUUCCAAGACCGGAAAUGUAAUGGUACCUCAGUCAAUUAAACCUACCACAGAAGAAAAAAAUCCAUCUCCUGGUGUGUGCCUGCCAGUUAUCGUCAACUUUUGCCAAUAUCACAAGAUUCCGUACAAUUUUACCAUGUUCCCAAAUUUUAUGGGUAAUUUUGGUCAACGCGAGGCUCAACACGAAUUGGAACUUUACGAUGCGGUUGUCGAUGUAAGGUGUUACGAGCUUGCAGCCUUGUUUCUCUGCACUGUUUUUGUGCCGAAAUGUGGCCCUGGGGGCAAUUUAAUACGACCUUGUCGCAGUCUCUGUUUUCAGACAAAGAGACGCUGUGGCUUCUUUCUUGAAGUUUUUGGCCUAACUUUGCCGGACUACAUGGAAUGCGAUUUGUUUCCGGAAAAUCCUGACCAAGACGUGUGCGUGGGAUAUAACGAGGUGCUUGAAGCAGCAAAAAGAGCUGAGAGACCCGUAUGCAUAGAUGGUUUUCAAUGCGACUCAACUCGAUGUAUUCCUGUUGACUGGAGAUGCGAUGGACACGUGGAUUGUGCUGAUAAGUCAGACGAGAUUGACUGUGGCGAAUGUAGUGAGAAGAGAAAAAUUAUAUCAACAUACAAUAAGAAAUGGAAAAAGGAAAAUUUAGGAAACUCUAAUCUGGAGCUACCAGCUCUUCAUUGUGGGGAAAAAAGAUGUAUGUCGCCUUCUCACGUUUGUGAUGGAUUCAUGGAUUGCCCCUGGGGCCAGGACGAACGCAAUUGCUUGAGACUGAGCACAAGAAAUGGUGACAUUGGCAGAGGAAGACUUGAAGUUUAUCAUGCAGAAAAUGGACAUUAUCUACCCGCUUGCAUCAAGCAUUGGGAAUCAAAUUCGGCUGAGACAAUUUGUUCUAUGUUGGGAUAUAAAAUCGCGAAUUCGUCAUUCCUUUAUCUGAAGGGUAGCAAUGAUUCUCUUAUGGAGUCAAAGCUAGAAACUUCCCAACAAUGGAGGCAGGAUCAAAACACCAAAGUGAACCUGCUGAAAGAAUUUCAUCAAUGUGAAGAUCGAAAGAUUUACCCGAGCGUUGAGCUAUCUUGCUCUCAAUACGAGUGCGGUAGGAGGAAAUCCUUUUUCGGUCAUUCGAAAAUCAGGACGAGAAUCGUGGGAGGCGUUGAAGCUGCUCCAGGGGAUUGGCCUUUUCUUGCUGCGCUUCUGGGAGGUCCGGAACAAGUUUUUUACUGUGCAGGUGUCCUCAUAUCAGACCAAUGGAUUCUCACUGCUUCCCAUUGUGUAGGAAAGACGAAAUCUGGUAGUUUUAGUCACUCGGAAGUCUCGGGAUGGACAAUUCAAUUGGGGAUCACCAGGAGAUAUGCUCAUACCUACCUCGGCCAAAAGCUCAAAGUCAAGAGAGUUGUACCUCAUCCUAAUUACAACUUGGGAGUGGCUCAUGACAACGAUGUUGCUCUAUUUCAGUUGGAAAAUCGAGUGCAGUUUCAUGAUCAUCUGAGGCCGGUUUGCUUGCCUACAUCCACUACCGAAUUAAAACCAAGAACAGUUUGCACCGUGAUUGGUUGGGGCAAAAAGAAAGAUGCCGAAACUUCUGAGUAUGAGCCUGCUGUAAAUGAAGUCGAAGUUCCAAUUUUGGAGAGGGAAAUCUGUAAUUUGUGGCUCGAGCAUAAAGAACUCAACGUAACUGAUGGUAUGAUUUGUGCCGGUUAUCCCGAUGGUGGAAAAGACGCGUGCCAGGGGGAUUCUGGUGGUCCAUUACUCUGUCAAGAUGAAGAAGACAAGGACAGAUGGUUCGUUGGUGGAAUUGUCAGCUGGGGAAUCAAAUGCGCUCAUCCGAAAUUGCCUGGAGUUUAUGCUUAUGUACCAAAAUACGUGCCCUGGAUUCAUAGGCAGAUUGCUAAAUAUUCGGACAAUGAUGCAGGAUAACAAAGGGAGUUCAUAAGGAACUUCGCAUUGAAGAAGUGGAAGGAAAAUGAAUAUCCGAGAAAAACUCGUUAAGUCAAACUUCAAGACUCAGGAAGAAGCUUCGACGCAAAAUGGAUAAAAGAAAUAUCAACCAAUCAAGAGUCUGAGACUUCGAAGGCAAGAAAUCAUUAACGUCGAACUUUCAAGGGUGGCACUGUUUUUUCUAUAUAUAAAAAAAGACAAAUUCUUUUUGGAUUGGCGCAAUUUUUUAAAAAAUAUUUUUCAAACCUGUCAAUUUCAUCAGUACAUAUCGAAAUUGGCUCAGUUCCUUUGCAAAAGUUUCUUCUUAAGAGAGGGUGGAUUUGAUCAAAUUCAGGAUGCAAAUUUCUAAUAUCCAAAUGACAAUCGUAGCCGACAAAUUUUAGACAGGAGGAAAUAAAGAAACGUGUGUUAUACAGAAUUGUAUAAAUAAUAUAUGGCUACACGUUAUUAAACGUACAUGUGAAUAAUAUUUUAAAACUUGUCAGUGCUGCCGAAUUUUUGAAAAUUUUUUAUUAACUACCUUCUUUAAGAAAAAUAAUAUUUUAAUUAUAGAGAGCAAACAACUAAUUUUAUAAAACACAUUUUUUUCAUUAUUAUAGUACUUGGAAAAAUAUUUAGGUAUGAGUUAAUACAAAAAUGUCAAAAAUUUACUCAAGUUCAUGAAAGAGUGGAUGUUUCAGAAUUUUUAUCCAAUACUGAGUUUGAUAUAUCCUGAAGAGAACUUAUAAAAACGACUUUAUACGUAUAAGAUGAGCAACAAGAGAAGUCAAUUUUUCUAUAUCAUGGACUUAAGAAACGUGUCCUUUUACAAUACUCAAAAUCGAUGCUGCGUCAGACGCAAAAAAAAAUUAAAUUUUAGGUGGUGGUAAUGGAAGAGAAGAAUUCUAUGGUAGAGAUAGAAAUAUGAAACACAAAACAGAAGGUCUUAAGACAAUAUAUGGCAAAAUUGCUAACGAAGUGCAAUGAAUAUUAUAUAGAUAAUGUCCUGUGGUAUUUUAUAUACAGAAUAAAGAUAUAAUUUAAAAAGCGAAAAGCUUCAAUACGAAUUUUGUAGACAAUACUAUUUUUAUUAUUAUAAAGGAAAAAUCAUCGCUCUUGAGUUGGUAAAAUUUAUAUUCUGAAUAAGAAGGCAUGGGUAGAUCAGCAUGGGUUUUGUUAUUCUUAUCAAAAUAGAAGAGGGUAAAAAAAUUGUAAAAAAAAGGAGCUAAUUCAACUAGCGUCGCGUUAUUUUUUGUGUAUUUUGCUGCGACGACAAAUCGCAUUUAGUGCGUAGUAGUUUUACGACUAUAAUGAAAUAAGUGGAAACAUAUAGUAAGAUAAUGGCCCGAUAAUAUCUUUGUAUUUCUAUAGCAAAGUUCAAAUUGAGAUUCUUUAUAUAUAUUUUGGAUUUUUUAUUACAUUUUCAGAGAAUCAAUUGAUUAUUUAUUCUCUGUAAUGUUGAGACCAUGUCAUAAUCAUGCGAUUCCCACUUUGUCAACAUUCUUUUGGAAUUAAAUAUAAGGUACUAAAGAACGUUUGUAUGGUACUAAAUUUUGUAAAUUGGAAAAAAUGUAUUUCGAAACAAAUUUUCUUUCUGAUUCUAACAUUUUCGGACCAUACAAACGUCUUUUAGUAACCUUUCCUUAAUUUCCCAUAUGAGUUGUUCCAAACAAAUGUUAGAAAGAUAAGAAUCGGGUAAAUAUGGCAUGCCCUUAUUGUAAACAUUUUGUAAUUAAAUUUUUGUGCUUUAGUGAAAAAGAAUACUAAUCUUUCUGAAAUAUUCAUGAAAAGUUUGAAUUUUGAAAUAUAAUUUUAGCUUUUUUGGACAUUUCACAAAGUCUGUAAGGUUUUAUUUUU